Molecule: messenger RNA, 1821 nt
Organism: Chelonoidis abingdonii (Abingdon island giant tortoise)
Lineage: Eukaryota; Metazoa; Chordata; Testudines; Testudinidae
Gene: OSTC
Product: oligosaccharyltransferase complex non-catalytic subunit
Cellular component (GO): oligosaccharyltransferase complex
Source: RefSeq, a predicted model, not a curated record
GUACCAUACUGGCGUGGUACAGCAGCGAUAUCGCUGCCCUUACACCGACACAGGAGACUUGCAGCUAGAAGUGGGUGCCGCCGCUUACACUUUUUGCUGGGUUGGCCACUCUGAGGCUGAUCUCAGAUGCGUUUCCCUGCGCGCUGGUGCUGGGAAAAGGGACACACCGAACAGCCUGAACACACCUCUACCUGCAGCGCCCCCACGUGCUGCCCAGCAGCGGCACCAACGGUAACGGGCGUCUACUAGCUACAGCACGGCGACAGCGCCCCUCCCGCUACGUUCCCCAGGGUGGGCGGGGCCUCCUGCUCUGUGGGCGGGGCUUCAGCUGAGCCAGUCCCGCCCGAAACUCUCUCAGUUGACGUGUCCAGGCCACGUCAGCUGCUGCUAGGAUCUGGCAGGUGAGUAGUACUACUAUUCUCCAGACAUGUAUAGCCGGCUUGAAACUCCAGAGUUUGGGGGUGUUUUAGCGACGUGAGAUUUUAUAUAUCGCGUUUUUCUCCAGGUGACCUUUACCAUGCUCAAUCUUGCCCUUUUUCGCCCUGUUCUUAUCACCUUCCAGGACCCCUCCGUGGCCCUACGUUCCCUCUGUAGCUGGUUUUCGCUUCCGCAUUCGUUAGGGUGCGAGAGACGGUGGCCGCGGCGGGUCAAGCCGGGGCAGCUGCGGUGCUGGCUUUGAUUAGUCUUCACUGGAGGUGGCUGGGUUGCCAUCAUGGAGACGCUUUACCGGGUGCCGUUCGCGGUGCUCCAGUGCCCCAACAUCAAACUGAAGCGGCCGAGCUGGGUGCACACGCCCUCGGCCAUGACUGUCUACGCGCUGGUGGUGGUGUCCUACUUCCUCAUCACUGGAGGAAUAAUCUAUGAUGUGAUUGUAGAACCUCCCAGUGUUGGGUCUAUGACAGAUGAACAUGGACAUCAGAGACCAGUGGCCUUCUUGGCAUACAGAGUAAAUGGACAGUAUAUUAUGGAAGGACUCGCAUCCAGCUUCCUUUUCACAAUGGGAGGCUUAGGUUUCAUAAUUCUGGACCGAUCCAAUGCACCAAAUAUCCCAAAGCUCAAUAGAUUUCUGUUGCUUUUUAUUGGAUUUGUCAGUGUCCUGCUGAGCUUCUUCAUGGCAAGAGUUUUCAUGCGGAUGAAAUUGCCGGGAUACUUGAUGGGUUAGUGCCUGGUGUGAUAUAUGCAAGCACAAAAUGGAUUUGCUUCUCUUCAUGAAGAGCUUAAAAACAAGCAAUCUAUAAAAAAUUAUACUGUCCCCCACAAGAAGACACAAAAAGGUCUAGUUACACGAACCAGCAAGUGCAAGAAGUGCUUCCAGCUGUCUCCUUUCAUUAAUAAAAAAGGUCAUUACCAGUGGCUGGUGUAUUUUUAAAACAGCAUUUUAUCACUAGUCUAUUUCUAUCUUUAAAAAAGAAAAAGUUACUGAACUGUUACUUAGCUUUAGGUAUGAAUUUGUAUCUUGAAACAAUUCACUAUAAAAUAUAAAAGUGGUAUUUUUCCCUUCCUCAUUUUUUCCUUUAACCUGACUGAGAUAUUGGGCAAAUGUUUUAUAAUUCCUGAUUUUAAAGUCUGCAGCACUCUGGCCUUUUUUUCCUGUGGCCUGCCCCAUACCAAGUUUAUACCUGGAGAGAAGUGUUUUGGUGAUGCUUUACUAUCAAACACACUGUGUCUAGUGAAGUUAUUUCUAAGGCACCAUUUGCCUUGAUAUUCAUGGCAACACAUUAACAAAUCCAGAUGUACACUGGGUACAACAUUGUGUGAGUGAAUUUCUUUUUGGAACAGUGUAUGAAAGGAGCCAAAUUAAACAUGUUUUCUACUAAACCA